Parascedosporium putredinis is the source of this 1230-nucleotide messenger RNA. Lineage: Eukaryota; Fungi; Ascomycota; Sordariomycetes; Microascales; Microascaceae. The record is from the annotation of a GenBank genome assembly.
AUGUCGGGCGCUCACAUUCCCGGCAACCGGAAUAGCACCCCCGAGGUGAACAGCGAUAAGCUGGCGCAACAGUGGCUAGCCGACAUUGACCAAUACGAGACUACUCUAGAGGAGAUGGCCGCGGCUACCCUCGAUCAGGAUUUUAAGGAUGAGCUUAGUGCUAUUGAACAGUGGUUCCGUGUCCUGAGCGAGGCCGAGAGGACUGCUGCGCUCUAUGCGCUCUUGCAGCAGACUACCCAGGUCCAGAUCCGAUUCUUCAUCCAGGUUCUCCAGCAGAUGGGCAAGAACCAUCCCAUGUCUGGUGUCCUAUCCCCCACCGGCUUCGACAAGGAUCCCAUGUCCAACCGCCUCAAUGACGCUAUGAGCAAGCUGAACGUCGAGUCGGCACGAAACUCCAUUGUUCGUCCUUCGGCGACUGCCGGCAAGAGGCAGUCCGGCCUCGAUCCCUCAACCAUCAAUGCCAUGUUCCCUGAUGCCGCGGCGGCCAUUGCCACGGAGAAGGCCAAGUUCACCCAGCAGACCGGUAACCCUCCUGCUUCGAACCGCAACAGCACCAUAGCUGGUCCUUCCGAAUCGGAUUCGAACGUGCAGAACCCCACCUCGCCAUGGGCGCUCUCCCCGAUGUUGCAUGGUCAACACCCCAUGGUGGCCAACUUCAACACCCCGCAAGCCAACACGCAGGCCGACAUGGUGGCGAAUGCGACCGCGAUGAAACUCGCAGCUCUCUCUACCGUCAAUAACCGCUUUGCCCUUGACGAUGUCCGAAAGUACCGUAAGACGCGGCCGAACGACGCCCAAGGAGCGAGCAACCCUCCCGGGCUGGGACCCAACCCACAAGGUGUCAACCUACCUAGUGCCAACGUAGUUAUGAUUAACGAGCACGGCCAGGUUGUUAGCCGUGAACACAUGAUUGCUCUCCAGACGCAGCAGGGGCUAUCUCUCGGAUCACUCGGACAUGGCGCGCGGCAGGUCGCCCCGUGGAAGGCGCGGAAACUCGAAGCCCCCGAGGAUCCUACGGACCCUAGUCUGCUCCAGGACAUCCCUGCCUGGCUCCGUAGCCUUCGUCUACACAAGUACACUGACAACUUGAAGGAGUUGAAGUGGACGGAGCUCGUCGAACUUGAUGACAAGGCCCUCGAGGAUCGCGGUGUCAACGCCCUAGGUGCUCGUAGAAAGAUGUUGAAGGUUUUCGAGCAGGUCAGGGAAGCCAAGGCCGAAGGCAGGCUCUAA